This is a messenger RNA of Pelmatolapia mariae (spotted tilapia), 1801 nucleotides long. RefSeq names its product terminal nucleotidyltransferase 5C (gene tent5c). Gene Ontology annotation, molecular function: poly(A) RNA polymerase activity; RNA binding. The coding region runs from base 145 to 1296 and encodes 383 amino acids. Gene Ontology annotation, biological process: mRNA stabilization. The transcript is spliced from 2 exons. The record is from RefSeq and is a predicted model, not a curated record. Lineage: Eukaryota; Metazoa; Chordata; Actinopteri; Cichliformes; Cichlidae.
CUUUUAAACGGUGGCUGUGUGUCUCUCUCGGGCAGUAGAUUAUGUGGAGGCGUGUGCGUGACAGCAAACUUCACAUCUCGCAUUUCGGGCUUUGAAUGCUUACAGAACAGCCUUUUGGAAAUUCAAUCUAAACUUUUUGAGAAGAUGGAUAACAAGGAGGAAUCAAACAGUUGUCCCUUCAGUGUCUUGACUUGGGAGCAGGUGAGCCGGCUCAAUGAAGUUCUGACUGAGGUCGUGCCCGUUCAUGGACGGGGGAACUUUCCUACUUUGGAGGUGCAGCUGAAUGAUAUUGUGGCUCGGGUGCGCUCCCGCCUUGAGCUCAGCGGCAUUAAGGUGAAGGACGUACGGCUUAAUGGCUCCACAGCCAGCCACGUGCUGGUGCAAGAUAUUGGCUGGAGCUACAAGGACCUGGACGUCAUCUUCAGGGUGGACUUGCCACACGAGGCUGAGUUCAAGCUCAUCAAGGAUGUUGUGCUCGGUACCCUGCUGGACUUCCUGCCUGAGGGUGUGAACAAAGAGAAAAUUACACCAAUGACCCUCAAAGAGGCCUACGUGCAGAAGCUAGUCAAAGUGAACACAGAGCAGGACCGCUGGAGCCUCAUCUCCCUCUCCAACAAUAAUGGCCGUAACGUGGAGCUGAAGUUUGUGGACUCAAUACGUCGGCAGUUUGAGUUCAGUGUCGACUCUUUUCAGAUUGUGCUGGACUCCAUGCUCUCCUUCUAUGAGGUGGAGCAGGCACCCAUGUCAGAGGCCUUUCACCCCACUGUUAGCGGGGAAAGCAUGUAUGGAGACUUCAACACUGCGCUGAGCCACCUGCGAAACAAGCUCAUUGCCACCAAGCGGCCUGAGGAGAUCCGAGGCGGUGGCCUGCUCAAGUACUGCAACCUGCUGGUGAGGGACUUCCUGCCUGCCAGCGAGGAGGAAUUCAAGGGCCUGGAGCGAUACAUGUGCUCACGCUUCUUCAUUGACUUUCCUGACAUAGGAGAGCAGCAGCGUAAGGUGGAAUCCUACCUCCAGAGCCACUUUGUUGGCGAGGAGAAGAGCAAGUACGACUACCUCAUGAUUCUCCGGCGAGUGGUUAACGAGAGCACGGUGUGCCUCAUGGGUCACGAGCGGCGGCAGACCCUCCACCUCAUCUCGCUGAUGGCCUUCCGAGUCCUGGCGGAGCAGAACGCGAUCCCCGACGCGUCCUGUGUCACCUGCUAUUACCAGCCAGCGCCUUACGUCCGGGACCACAACUUCAGCAACUACUAUGUGGCCAACCAGAACAUUCCAACAUGGCUGCCGUGUAACUGACGAGACAAACGACUUGGGAUGAGCAAGAUGGCGUCGUUACUGCUGCUGCUUUUGAGAAGAGAAGGAAUGAAUUAAAAAAAAAAAAAAAAAAAAAAAAAAAAAACAUAAAAAAAUGUUUGGCAAUAAAUAAUUUGUUCCUCUCAAGGCACAAUUAUAUUUAAUUGGACAAGCGUUUUGCUUUUGUUUUCUCAUUCCUUUACCGACAGAGGUGUCUAGGUCAUUGAAUAGAAAGUGAUAUUUUUAAGUGUUUCGAUUUUGUUUUUUUGUUUUUUUCUCUCCUCAUGUUUGGUUGUUUCACUGUUUAUCAAUCCCAUUCUUAAUGGAGUUGCAUUUUGUGCCUUAACCUCCAGGUUUACCCCAUCAGUAAUUUACGUAUGGGCUGUGAUUUGGAGAAAGGAAAGAGGAGCUAAUGCCGUAGCCUUACAUUUGGUUUUCAUCUUGAUUUAAAAAAGAAAAAAAAGAAAAGGGUUAGGAAAAAAAGUUGGAAAAAAUGCAUAAAAUAUUG